UGGGCGGCCUCAGUCGUGUUUUUGUUGUGCCCGUGCCCGUUCGCGCGUGUCCUGCUGGCUGCUCUCCGUCGUCCUCGCCGCUCGACAGCCCAGCACACUAGAGCAGAGCUCGGGAGCUGCAGUUCGCCACGCGUCCGCGCCUAUAAAAUAUGAAUUUCUACCAUUUUUCUACUCGUCGGCAGCAUUAAAAAACGAAACGAAUACAAAAAAAAAACGCGAUACGCAAAGUAAAAAAAAAAGAAAAGGGGAAAAGUAAGGACUAACGCCCACGCGAGAUGUUUGUGUGCAAAGAAUGCGGUUAAUAAUUGAUUCAGUUGCUAUCCCCAACUGGCUGCAACGAAGGAAGCCCUUUGCUGAAUAAAUAAUGCAAAAAUUGCAGUGCAAAUGUAAUAUGGAAUUACAAUCACAGCCGUAUCAAGUUAUUUAUCCAUUCAACAGCAAAUUUUAAAUGGAGCCGCAGCAAAGAACACAAAAAGAACACCCGUGUGCAAUAUAAAAAUUGAGUAAAACAAACGAAAGCCAUGAAUUGGAAAACUGCAACAAAUGUGAUAUGAAACACUAAUAAAAUAUAAAUAAAGACACUUUUAGUAAACAACCAAAUCAACGUUAAUUAAGCCUCGGAAAAUGGCAGCAGCGGAAAGGCAACGAGAAAUCAAAAUGAGCAUAUAUUGUGUGGGCUUGACUUUUAUAUAGCUAGCGAUAAUGACAUUUAGUGCUACAACAACAAAACAUAACAAGAAAGCUUUAAAUAUUUUUUCUACUUACUAAAACUUAAAUUAACUGCACCAAAUGUGAUCGAACCAAAAUAAUAUAUUGAACAACCAAUAAGAGUUACUUCAACAAUAAAAUUCGACAACGACAUUGCCUUCUCUCAUUGUAGCCUAAACGAAAUAAACUCUAAAACUCAACUUCGUUGCCACUAACGUUAAUUACUAGUAUAAGCGGAAUACAAAACGAAAAAGAAUAAAUAAAUAAGUUAAAUAACUAAUAACUAAACUCGAAGACUUUUCUACGUGCAACAAAAUUGAUAAAAACUAGGAAAUGCAUAGACUAAGGCGAUCAAUCACUUACCUUUACGACGCAGUGCGCCUACGUUAACGCUGCGCUAACGGCAACGGUCAAUUCAUAGAUAUUAAUAAAUGUUUAUAGCUUUCAAUGCCAAAAUCCAAACGAAAAUGAAAUCGCCUACGAAUACAAUGCUGCGCGACGUGAACGCUACGUAGCAAAAGGCCAGGCGUUGCGUUACGUUACGCUCCGCUACGUAACGAUAAAUAUCCAUAGCAGAGCCCGAGCCCGCAUCCGUUUCCCGAUCUCCACGCCGUUUAUGAACCAGGAGGACUCGCAGGAGCGCCGCAGGACGAGUCGCCGGCGCAGCCAGAAGCAUCACCGCUGGAAACCGGAGCCACCACAGCAACCACAACAACAACGACUUAACGGAGCUAGAAUAGCAGCCGACCACUGGCGAUCAACGCAGCCCAUCCUCAGCCCGCCACUCAACUGCGCCAGCCAUUCGAGGCUGACGCAGUUUUCCAACCGCCACAGCUACAGAAACCCCAACAACAACCACCACAAGAACUACAGCACUACACAUAGAAAUCUGUUUUAAAAAAAAACCAAAAAAAAAAUAUUACUCUUUGCUUCUAUUUCUAUACUCCUCCUCUUUGUGCCUAUCAGUACGUUCUCGUAGUUGUUGAGAAAGUUGAGAAAGUAAACGGACUGAACGCACGCCUUUUGGAUGCUGCCCUCACGACUCACGUAACGCCCAGACGUGACAUUUAGUUUGGACGUUAUUAAGCUCCUAAACGUAACCUGUGUCAUCCCAUUGAUUUCGAACUGUGAACGCAACUCGACCACGCCCCACGCAACGGCUACGCCACUGCACCACUGACGUGACGCAUACGCACCGUUGACAGCAAACAAGUAAAAAAAUAAGAAAAGAACUUUAACCGUAAACAAAAGAAAAAAAAACAACACCAAGAUGCAGGCCGCAUUGAUGCUAAGAUCGAAAUCUCGGGUGGCGAGAAGAAGAAAGCUACGAAAAUUAGGUGGAAGACUUGAGUUGCCUAGUAAUGUAGCAACUAAAGAAAUAGCUCCAUUUCCUCGUUAUCCACCUGAGUCAUGGAAAAACACAUACGUGACCACGCCUGUGGCGCCACCCGAGCCGCCUCCGCCACCGCCGGAAUGCGCCCAAGGACGUGCCGCCUGGCUGGAGCGGGGCCGACGCUGCAGCGUCCAGGAUCAGCAGCAGCAGCAGGCCACCUGCCACCGACGCUGGGUGAAGCGCAACCGAAUCCAAGACGCCUCUUUGGGCGGCUCGUCGGACGAUGAGGAUUUCCUGGGCGUUCUACGCGGUCCCAGCACCUUUGCGAAUGCCUUUCUCUACGUGGGUCUGGGCACGGUGGCGCUUGGCCUCGUCAUCGCAUUCGUUGGCACCGGCGAGAAGGGCUUCAAAACCACGGAACUAAGACUUAUAGGCCCCUCUCUCAUAGGAUUGGGCCUGAUCUGUUGCAUUUUACGCAUCCUCUUCUGCAUCUGUCCAUCGCACUGCAUCUCAUCCAGCAAAAAGACGCGCAAGAAAAACGGCAAUAAGAUUGAUGCGGAUCACACAACUUCGUUGCUACGGAACGAGAGCAAAAGAGUUUCGAUAGCGAGAGGACCCAGUUUUCAGCCCAAAUAUCCUAUAGCGCACAAACGCAGCCAGAGCAAAAUGCUCAACGAGGGAAUGGAGGCACUGCGCCAGAUAGCCACCACAUCCUUGUUCAUGCAGAACGAGCAGAAGACGGCCAUCAAUCGCGUGGUGCCGAUCAUCAACGAGCCGGAUAGCGGCGAUGCACCACUGGAGAUGAAGAAACUGCACACGGCUCUGAACGCCUGCGAGAUGAGUGACGAGGAGCAGGAUCAGUAUCAGGAUCAGGAGCAGCAGCAGCAGCAGAAGCAGAUUGCCAAACGUACAACAGCCACAACUGCCGUUACGAGUAGUACCACCAAAGACCCAACAUCAGGAGCAGCAGGAGGAGGAGCAGGAGCCACAACAUCGAGGAUAACGAGAGCCACCACCCUGAGCACGGUGGAUGAGAAGCCCGACAGCAAGUUGGUGCGGCAGCGUGUGGCCUUGCAACAACAGCGGCAGCAGCAGGAGCAGCAACAGCAUGUGCCCAAGUCCCAGUCGCUGUCCUCCUCCUCCACGGUCAAGGAUUCGCUGGAGGUGGUGGAGGAGACGUCUCUGAUCGAUGCCAGCGAUGAGGCGACACCUGUUGCAGUUGCUCUUCCACCAGCAACACAACCAGCAGCAGCAACACCAAUGCCCAGUAGCUGCAGUACGGGUGCGAUACCACGGCUCAACCGGCCGGGCAUCUCCACGGGUGCCACGCCCAAGACGACGACCACGACGACAACGCCCACCAUCACGGCACGGCUGCCCACGUCGCAGUCGCAUCCGACGAGCUAUGACCUGCCACCGGCCCUGCCGCACACCUAUUCCGCAACGGCGACGGUACGCGGUCCGCUGGGCAUGUCCAUGAGCAGCUCCGCGGGUAAAGUGAUCGGAGGAGGAGGAGGAACUGCCUUCACAAUGCCGCCCACCACAACAACGAUUAGUCUGCUACCGCUGCCGGCGCCUCCAGCGGCCACCACAACAACAACAACAACAGCCACCACGAUGGCCAGUAUUCCCGGCCAGGUGCUGGAGUCCAGCGGAGUCACGAGUCUGAGUCUGAGCUUGAUGCGACCGGCCACCGCAUCCGGUGUGGUACUGGGCGGAUUGACCACCUCAUCGUUCAGCAACACCACGGAUCACCAGAAAUCACAUCCGUCAUCCGCCGGAUCGGUAAUGGGGCGUGGCAGCAGCCUCCUGCUGUCACCGCCCUCGGCGGCAGCGACGUCAUCCUCGGCGACGUCGAGCAAAUUCGAGCCAGAAUUGGUGCUCAGUCCGGCUAAACUUGGCCAGUAGAAUUAAAUGGGAUUUAGUUACGAUUUUAGUUAGCCACCAGGUCUAUAUGUGUGUAUGUCUAUAUUCUAGGCGCGAGUAUGUGUGCAAAAGUGAGAAUGUGUGUGUUUUAGAGCAAUGUAUGUGUGUGUGUUUCAGAAUGAGAAUGAGUAGAGUUUAGAUACCUACAUAUGUACCCUAAAACUAUCUUUUGAAUGUGCCACAAGAACCACUUAGAGAAAAGAAUACACCUCUUAACUGAAACUCUAAAAAAGGUCAUGUUCUGAAACCGAAAUCAAUUGGCUAUCCGUUAAUCCUAAACCAUACUAUACAUUUUCCCAUUUAGAACAUGACUGUGUUACUUCUUUUCACUUACGAAUCGUAACAGAAACUGAUUACCUGUAUAUUUCCCGAGGCUUACCUCCUCCAUAGUUCGCUAAGCCACUUGAUUUCUAUGCCUAUCUGUUGGAUGUAUCAUCCACUCUAAAGCUACCGACUCUUUCCCUGACUUUUUAGAUCUGUUCCUCAGGCUUCAGGUGGCAUAACAAUCGCCCAAGUGCUCAGCAAAAAGUUGCCAACCUGCGCUGUUCUAAGCUAUCCCAAAACAAAAAACAUAGCCAGGGUAUUAUAAAGUUUGUAUACCAAACAUAUCGUUAACUAAAUAAACAAACCAAACUAACACUAAAUAUAAUACGAAACCAAAAAAAAAAACAAAAUAAACUUGGAGCGGAGACGAUCGUCGUCCAAAUUGACAAAAAUUUAUAAAAAUAAAAGAUGAAAAAUGAACAACUAACUACAAAACCAAUUAGAUAUGUAUCGAAAAAUUUUAGGGGACCGCUAGACCCAAGCAAAGCUAAAUGUGCAAACAAUAUCUGGAAUAUGUACGGGUGCGUGUUUCUAUAAAAUCCAAUUCAAACCAAAAAACCCAGAGAGUUCAAAAAGUAUUAGGCAAUGGUGUUGGCGCUCUAGAAACAAUCGUUGAAAGAGCUUUACCAAGUAUACAAAAUAGGAAUUCUUAAAUUCGUCUUACUUCUGCUAUAAAUUUCAAACAAACUUUAAAUGCAAAAUUUCAAACUGUUCUAUUUAAUGUAAUAUUUCUAACAUUUUUAAGGCACUUUUUGAUGCUUCUGCUAAAUUCAAAAUAAAAUAGGUAAUUGCUUGCUCUUUCAACCGGUACGUCCGCCAGAUAAGUGGGCCGAAUGAUAUAUAAAAACUAAUGUAAACCGAAUCCAAUAGAAUCGAAUGUGGCCGUUAAAUUUAAAAAAAGAAACGCAAAUAAUUAAAUGUAACAACCCUGAAACAAAAUGUGUAAGAUGCAUGUACAGCAAACAAAGCAGCAGCCAGGCAUAGAAAAUUAUAAACAAACAUUAUGAAUUAGUAUGUAUGUAUACUAUAUGUGCAGAAAUUAAAAUGAAAUAUAAAAGAA
This is a messenger RNA of Drosophila rhopaloa, 5351 nucleotides long. Its product is annotated as mucin-5AC. The record is from RefSeq and is a predicted model, not a curated record. The coding region runs from base 1979 to 3949 and encodes 656 amino acids. The transcript is spliced from 8 exons. Gene Ontology annotation, cellular component: nucleus; Cul4-RING E3 ubiquitin ligase complex. NCBI's taxonomy places the organism in Eukaryota, Metazoa, Arthropoda, Insecta, Diptera, Drosophilidae. Gene Ontology annotation, biological process: protein ubiquitination.